AUGUCCCAGAAUACCGGCAUGAUCGUCAAUGGGGGUGCUCCCAAGUCUCGCGCCGAGGAACUCAUGGCCAAACACGCCCAGGACGCCGCUCAUGGGCCGACGGUCGAGGAUGUCGUCGAUGAAGAGGACAUCCAGCAUCCUCCGCCUUCCAUGACCGCCAAGGCUCCAGCUCCCGCCGCUGCUGCUCCUGCUACUUCUACCACUACUACGGCUGCUGAACCAAAACCGGUGAAGAAACCUGCUCUCGAUGUGCAGUCUGAGGAAUCUUUCCCUGCUCUCGGAGGUGGACCAAAGGCCUCCCGUCCGUCUGCCGUCCCAAUGGCAUGGGGAAGCAGCAAACCCAAGGCCACAGCCGGCAGUGCUGCUCCCAACACUGCAGCUGCACCACCAAUCGCACCCGCGGCCAACGGCCGGCGUCCAGACAGCACGGCCAGCACGGCACCACGCACGCUCGUCAUACCGGGCAAGCAUGUCGACCAGUUCCGCUUCGACUCCUCACAGAUGAUCCCGCGUGCGGAGAUGAAGCGGCCCAUCUCUGAUAUCCUGCGGGACAUCAGCAGAAAGUCAAAAGUCAGACUGGAGGUCCGUGAGGGUGCGGGAGGAGUAUACAUCUUCGAAGGCGUAGGGAACGUCGAUGCCGUCCGCCAGGCCCUGAAGGAGGUUGCACAGCAGGUCGGAAGCAAGAAAUCCAUCAAGGUGCCCGUCCCCGCAUCUGCGAGACCACAUAUCAUCGGCCGUCAAGGUGCGGUGAUCCAAGGCAUCUUCGACCGCACGGGUGCCCGCAUCUCCGUUCCCAAACCUGACGACUCAGAACCGCUCAACGGCGAGGACGACGAAGACAACACAAUCGAGAUCGAGAUCGAAGGUGAUGCUCUAGCGGCAGAAAUGGCCCGUAGAGAGGUCGAGGCCCGCGUCAAGGAGCGUACGUCGAACAUCAAUCUCCGAGUCAAGACGGUGGCGCCGGAACUCUUCCCCUUCAUCGCGGGACCACACAACGAAUCCAUAAGCAAGCUCGAGGACCGUACCAAGACCCAGAUCAGGAUACCUCGAUACUACACCUGGGGCCACCGUCCCCCACCGCAGGAGCCCACCACCGCAACGGGGGCAAUUGCAUACACCCCCGAUCCCGACCAGCACAUCCUCAUCGUCGGCGAGAGGGUAGCGGCACAGGAGGCUCGCUCCCAGAUAGAGCGAAGAGCACAGGAGCUACAGCGCCAGAUUACCCUGCGCCAUCUCGCCAUCAAUCGCGGCCAGCACCAGUUCAUUCUCGGCGACAAGGGGGAUUCUCUGCACGACUUCCUUGCUUCGACAGGGUGUGCCAUCGUCCUCCCCCCACCCUCGGACGAUACCGAGUUCCUGACCGUUACGGGACCGGCAGAGCACAUCGACGCUGGCAUUAACCGCGCCAUGGACCUCGCUACGAGCAUGCAGAUGGCCAACAUCGACGUAUCCCGCCAGCACCCCAACGCACCAUGUGGCUCGGACGUGCAUGCCCGCGCCCUGACUGCUUACCUCCAGGAACGACGUGUGAUUGAACAUCUAGAAAAGAUGCAUGAUUCACAUAUCGUCCUGCCGCUGUCCACCGCCAAUACCAACGCCCCGAUAACAUGGGAAGUGUAUUCGCGGAACGGUAAAAACACAAUUCUCGCCCGCUCGGAUAUCAUGAACCUGAUCCAGGCCCUGCCUCCAUCCAAGCUUGCUACCGUGCCCAUCGACCCAUACCUGCAUGGAUACCUGCGAUCGCGUGGGGUCCCCAAGCUCAAGGAAGAGUAUGGCGUCCACCUGGUCGUUCCUGAAUGCGUCGGUGCAUCCGAUAGGCCAGUGGAGGUGGUUCUCGCCUACGAAGGUCCAGAGGAAGUGAACGCCCAAAGUCCGUGCCUUCGCCGACGUCCGUCAAGCGAGGAGGCUGCCGUAUUCCAGAAAGCCCUGCGUGAGGCCACGGAGUAUUUGAGGAGCGUCCUAGGUGACCCAAGCGACGUCACCGCCGAAUCGGUCCCCAUCCCAGUGAAAUACCACGACAAACUACGCCGCUUCGUCACCCAGGACCAGACAAGUCGGGGCGAAACCCAUAUCCCCGUCAGUCUCGCGCUCAACGACGGCAACGCCUCUUUCCGCGGCCGCAGCGCUGAUGUGUCCGACCUCAUAUCUAAACUCGCCACGUUUGUAGCCGACCAAGAGCGUGACGACCGCGAACGCAACCACGUAACCACCUUUGACUUCCCGCAAAAAUACGCCAACUUCCUGAUUGGCAAACGUGGUGAAAACAUCAACAAGCUCCGUGAAGAGUUCGAUGUAGACAUUAAAGUUGAAAACGGCAAGGUCGACAUCAAGGGACCACCGGCCAAGGGCGAAGCUGCAAAGGCACGUAUCAUCGCCUUGGCUAAGAAGUUAGAAGACGAAGCUACGUAUGUUCUUAAGAUCGCACCACAGUAUCACCGUGACUUGAUCGGCCAGAAGGGCAGCCAAGUCAACCGUCUGCAGGAGCGAUAUAACGUUCGCGUCCAGUUCCCUCGCGCCAACAACAAUGCCGUUUCAGACGACGUAUCCGUCGCCGAUGGGAGUGAAGCUGCCGGUCCUACCAACGGUAACGGCAACGGCAACGGCAACGCACGCUCUCGUCCCGCCCAGGCCGCUGAUGAGGUUAUUGUCCGCGGACCCAAGAAGGGAGCCGAUAGCACUCGCGACGAGAUCCUGUCUCUCUACCAAUGGCUCGUAGACCAUUCUCACUCUGCCGUCGUGUCCGUAGCGCGGGAUCAGAUACCAUCCCUCAUUGGCCAACGGGGUCGUGAGAUGGAUAAAUUCCGUGCCGAGACCGGUGCACAGAUUGAUAUCCCUGGUCCCGAGGCUGGUGAGGGCGACGCGAGGGUUGAGAUUCGAGUUAAGGGGACGAAGAAACAGGUCGAAGAUGCGAAGAAGCUGUUGUUGGCCAGAGCUAGGGAGUUUGAUGAGACUAUCACUCGUACCGUUGAGGUGGAUAAGAAGCAUCACAAGGCUCUCAUUGGAGGUGGUGGUGCCAAUAUCCGCAAACUGAUCGUCGAAUGCGGUGGUCCAGAUGACAGCACUGCAUCCCGCAUCGUCAAGUUCCCCCGUGCGGAAAGCGAAGAAACAACCAUCAAACUUGAAGGUAAGGAAGUGGUGGUAACGAACCUCAUCAACGCAAUUGAGGAGUUCGUUCGCCAGAAGGAAGACCAGGUCACCGCCUCGCUCGAUGUCCCUCAGGCGCAACACCGUCUCCUCAUCGGCCGUGGAGGCGAUACCCGCCGCCAGCUCGAGGCACAAUUCAACGUCAUCCUAGACGUACCGAAGCAAGGAUCGACCCGUACCGACGUCAAGAUCAAGGGGCCCUCUGCAUCUGUCGAAGAGGCAAAGACACACAUCCAAUCCAUGCUCAAGGAUCAGCAGGGUGAGACUGUCGAGGUGCCCCGACACCUGCACCAUAUCAUCUCCGACAACGGUGCAUUCUUCCGCCAACUCCGCAACAACCACCAGGUCACCGUCGACCACGCAGGUCACAAAAUACCUACACGUCCUAGUCCCGCGGCCUCUGAGUCCCGCAACGACUCAGGCUCCCUCCCUCUCAUCACCGACUCCGCCGACACCCCCAUCGACACUUUCUCCUGGAAGAUCGUCGAGCCCAACACCACCGCCCCUUCAGACUCUACAACCGAACCCACCACUAUUCCAUGGGUUCUCUCCGGCUCCCCUGAGGCAGUCACCAAGGCAAAGUCCCUACUUAACGCCGCUAUCCAGUCCGCCUCUCAACCAAGUUGCACAGGCUACUUGAUCCUCCCUGACCCCAAGACGUACCGUUUCGUCGUAGGAACGGGCGGAAGCCAGAUCAAUGCUAUCCGCGCGCGUACCGGAUGCAGAAUCAACGUUCCAAAGGGCCAGUCGAGCAGCGAGGCGAUUGAAAUUAAGGGCUCCAAGGAUAACUUGGAAGUUGCCAAGGAGAUGAUCCUCGAAGCCGUCAAGGCUGGUUCGGCCGGCGGUGGUUCCAGAAGAGCAUAA
This is a messenger RNA of Arthroderma uncinatum, 4008 nucleotides long. Its product is annotated as lysine-rich arabinogalactan protein 19. Gene Ontology annotation, cellular component: cytoplasm; nucleus. The transcript has 3 exons. Gene Ontology annotation, molecular function: mRNA binding. NCBI's taxonomy places the organism in Eukaryota, Fungi, Ascomycota, Eurotiomycetes, Onygenales, Arthrodermataceae. The coding region runs from base 1 to 4008 and encodes 1335 amino acids. The record is from RefSeq and is a predicted model, not a curated record. Gene Ontology annotation, biological process: nuclear division.